AUGGCAACAUCAUCACUUGUUUCUUUGAUUUCCAAAAAAAUCAUCAAACCCUCUAUUCAAACUCCUCUUCCUCUUAGAUCUCACAAACUUUCCUUCCUUGAUCAAGUUUUUGAUAUGUCCAUUCCUUUUGCAUUCUUCUACCCCAAAAAGGACGGUGACAAGUCGUCUGAUGAACCUAGUCAUGUGUCUCAACUACUUGAGAACUCGCUUUCCAAAGCGCUUUCAUACUAUUAUCCUUACGCAGGAAAGAUAAAGGAUGAUUGUAUUGUUGAUUGUAACGAUGUGGGAGUUGAAGUCUCCAACGUUCGUGUCCAUUGUCCCAUGUCCGAAAUUCUUAAACACCCUUAUACUGAUGCUGAAAAUGUAGCUUUUCCACAACAACUACCUUGGAACCAUCCGAAUGAAGGAAAUCUAGCGGUAGCUCAAGUUAGCUAUUUCGAUUGUGGUGGAAUAGCGGUUGGUGGAUGCUUAUCACACAAGAUUGGGGAUGCGUGCACUAUUAGCAAUUUCUUUUAUAAUUGGGGGAUUUUGAGUCGUGACAAAAGUGUAAUGCCAUCUCCUCAUUUUGUAGGAGAAUCUAUUUACCCCCAAUCUAAUGAUCCUUAUGUAGUUUCAAAUAUCAAGCCUGAAGAACCUACGAAAUAUUUAGGGAAAAGGUUUGUUUUCCCCGCCGCUAAAGUAAAUGCUCUCAAAGCCAAAUUUUCGUUUGAUUCAGGAGUUCAGAAUCCAACUCGCACUGAAGUUGUGAGCACGCUAAUUUACAAAUGCGCUCUAGCUGCAAGAACAAGGAAUUUCGGUUCAUUUAAACAAUCUUCUUUGUUUCAAGUUUCAUAUAUGCGCGAAAGGCACAACCCACCUCUAUCACAAGAUGCAUCGGGUAAUAUUGUAUCAGGCUUUUCUGUGGAAACAACUAAUGAAAGAGACGUAAAUUGUCCAAGACUAGUAAGUGAAUUGAGGAAUGAGAAAGAAAAACUUGAUCAAGACAAAGCGAGGGCAAUAGAAAAUGCAUUUAUCUCAGAAGUAGUUGAUUCAAUUGAAAAAGGGAGAUCGCCAUUCAACAAUGACAUGCUUGAUUAUUAUUUUUGUCUUAGUUUGAAUGCGUUCCCCCUUUAUAAAACAGACUUUGGUUGGGGGAAGCCAACUAGAGUGAGCUUGGCGACGGGUCCCUUCAAUAGGUGGUUCCAUCUAAUGGAUAAUCAAAGUGGAGGUGGCAUUGAAGCCAUAAUCAUGUUGGGCGAACUAGACAUGUCUGUAUUUGAAACAGAUCCGGCGCUUCUAGAGUUUGCCACUCCAAUUUCAAAUCAUUAG
Molecule: messenger RNA, 1308 nt
Organism: Solanum verrucosum
Lineage: Eukaryota; Viridiplantae; Streptophyta; Magnoliopsida; Solanales; Solanaceae
Product: acyltransferase Pun1-like
Exons: 1
Coding region: 1-1308 (435 amino acids)
Source: RefSeq, a predicted model, not a curated record